Molecule: messenger RNA, 1594 nt
Organism: Amorphotheca resinae ATCC 22711
Lineage: Eukaryota; Fungi; Ascomycota; Leotiomycetes; Helotiales; Amorphothecaceae
Exons: 3
Coding region: 141-1400 (419 amino acids)
Source: RefSeq, a predicted model, not a curated record
GUCCAUGAUAUAACAUUACCUUCGUUCUUGAAGAGCCAGAUAUUAUUGGUGUUGUUAUUGGCGUUUAUGUUUAUACUCGUAUUGAUCGACUGUCCCGCUCAACGUACAUCUGUCCCACAGGCCCUAGCCCAGAGCCCCUUAUGAUGUCUUCCUCCGUCUUUGAGAUAAGAGAGCAUACACUAGAAUGCCAACAUAUCCGAGAGUAUGCUCGUGCUACAACACGAUCUCAAGAGGACGUGUUGUACCUUGCAAUCAAGCAAUAUAUACCCUUGGAUAAUCUGCAUCCGCAAGCAGGAGACGUCACAAUUAUCGGGGCCCACGCCAAUGGCUUCCCCAAGGAACUGUACGAACCCUUAUGGGAAGAUAUCCAUGCCCGUUCAAAAAGCAAUGGUUUCAGGAUACGCAGUAUCUGGAUCGCGGACAUAGCCCAGGAAGGGGCCAGUGGUGUCUUGAACGAGCAGCUUUUGGGCGACGACCCCUCGUGGAUGGAUCAUCCUCGAGAUCUACUUCACAUGAUUAAUCAUUUCCGAUCAGAAAUGCCCAUGCCAAUCGUGGGAAUUGGACAUUCGCUCGGCGGUAACAUGCUGGUGAACCUAUCACUUAUGCAUCCAAGGCUGCUCUCAACAUUAGUCCUUUUGGAUCCCGUCAUUCAGCAUCACCCAUCAGCACCCGCAGGACCAAGCCCCACGCAGCAAUCAACCUUCCGACGAGAUCAUUGGCCAUCUCGAGCUGAAGCCGAAGCUGCUUUCCGCAAACAGAAGUUUUACCAGUCAUGGGACCCGAGAGUGUUUGACCGCUGGUGCAAGUAUGGAAUUAGAGAGACACCCACGGCUCUAUACCCAGGCGAACACGGAUCCGUGACUUUGACUACGACAAAACACCAAGAAGUUUUCACAUUCGCAAGACCAAGUUGGCCCGCCAUGAACGAAGAUGGCUCAAAAAUUGUUCACCGUGAAAUGGUGCCAGACCUGAAUCCAAACGGUCUCGUAGUAUUUCCAUUCUAUCGACCAGAACCGCCAAAUACACUUGCAAGACUCAGUGAAUUACGACCUAGCGUACUUUAUAUAUUUGGGGAGACGAGCCCCAUGUCUACUCCUGAUGCUCGUAAGAUCAAAAUGAGUACUACAGGGACUGGGCUUGGAGGUAGCGGAGGGGCGAAGGAGGGCAGGGUGAAGGAAGUGGUGCUGAAAGGGAUUGGUCAUCUUGUAGCUAUGGAGGCAAGCGAUCAAUGUGCUGACGCUGCAGCUCCUUGGUUCGGUCAGGAGAUACAAAGAUUCCAUGCGGAAAUGAGGAGUUACUUGGAAUGGACGAAGAAGAGUCUGAUAGAGAAGUCGACUGUGUCACAAGAAUGGCAAAAGCGGGUAGGCGGCCCCCCGAGACGACCCAAGGGCAAAUUAUAAUCGGGCAGAGGAUAGAUACCAUAGAUUAUUAUUGCCAUAUAUCCCCGACACUGUCCGUUCCGUCCCUGUCUAUAGCAUGAUCAUCUCAUUUCAUCACGAUUUGGCGUUUCGUUGUCACGCCCAUCACGAUGGUCUAGAAUUCUUCAUCUGGAGGGACCCAAAGGAGUAUUCCGUCCUUAUCGAUCUUCAUUCCC